AUGAAGAAAAGCAGGAGUGUGAUGGCAGUGACGGCUGAUGAUAAUGUGAAAGAUUAUCUUGAAUGUAGCUUGAGUAAAUCCUACAGUUCUUCUAGUAACACACUUGGGAUCGACCUCUGGAGAGGGAGAAGGUGUUGCUCAGGAAACUUACAGUUACCGCCCCUGUCCCAAAGACAGAGUGAGAGGGCAAGGACUCCCGAGGGAGAUGGCAUUUCCAGACCUACCACGCUACCUUUGACGACACUCCCAAGCAUCGCUAUUACAACCGUAAGCCAGGAGGGCUUUGAUGUGGAAAAUGGCCCUUCCCCAGGUCGGAGCCCACUGGACCCCCAGGCCAGCUCUUCCUCUGGGUUGGUGCUCCAUGCCACCUUUCCUGGGCACAGCCAGCGGAGAGAGUCCUUUCUCUACCGAUCAGAUAGCGACUAUGAUUUGUCACCGAAGGCGAUGUCAAGAAACUCUUCACUUCCAAGCGAGCAACACGGCGAUGACUUGAUUGUAACACCUUUUGCCCAGGUCCUUGCCAGCUUGCGAAGUGUGAGAAACAAUUUUACUGUACUGACAAACCUUCAUGGAGCAUCCAACAAGAGGUCCCCAGCUGCUGCUAGUCAGCCACCUGUCUCCAGAGUAAACCUGCAAGAAGAAUCUUAUCAAAAAUUAGCAAUGGAAACGCUGGAGGAAUUGGACUGGUGCUUAGACCAGCUAGAGACCAUCCAGACCUACCGCUCUGUCAGUGAGAUGGCUUCUAACAAGUUCAAGAGAAUGCUGAACCGGGAGCUGACACACCUCUCAGAGAUGAGCCGAUCAGGGAACCAGGUUUCUGAAUACAUUUCAAAUACUUUCUUAGACAAGCAGAAUGAUGUGGAGAUUCCAUCACCCACCCAGAAGGACAGAGAGAAAAAGAAAAAGCAACAGCUCAUGACGCAGAUAAGCGGAGUGAAAAAACUGAUGCACAGUUCAAGCUUAAACAAUACAAGCAUCUCACGCUUUGGAGUCAACACAGAAAAUGAAGAUCAUCUGGCCAAGGAGCUGGAAGAUCUGAACAAAUGGGGCCUUAACAUCUUCAAUGUGGCUGGAUAUUCACACAAUAGGCCCCUCACAUGCAUCAUGUAUGCCAUAUUCCAGGAAAGAGACCUCCUAAAGACAUUCAAAAUCUCAUCUGAUACAUUUGUAACCUACAUGAUGACUUUAGAAGACCAUUACCAUUCUGAUGUGGCGUAUCAUAACAGCCUACAUGCUGCUGAUGUAGCCCAGUCAACCCAUGUUCUUCUUUCUACGCCAGCAUUAGAUGCUGUCUUCACAGAUUUGGAAAUUCUGGCCGCCAUUUUCGCAGCUGCUAUCCAUGAUGUUGAUCACCCUGGAGUCUCCAACCAGUUUCUCAUCAACACAAAUUCAGAACUUGCUUUGAUGUAUAAUGAUGAAUCUGUGUUGGAAAACCAUCACCUUGCCGUGGGUUUCAAACUGCUGCAAGAAGAACACUGUGAUAUCUUCCAGAAUCUCACCAAGAAGCAACGCCAGACACUCAGGAAAAUGGUUAUCGACAUGGUGUUAGCAACUGAUAUGUCCAAACAUAUGAGCCUGCUGGCAGACCUGAAAACAAUGGUGGAAACAAAGAAAGUUACAAGUUCAGGUGUUCUUCUCCUGGACAACUACACGGAUCGUAUACAGGUCCUUCGCAACAUGGUACACUGUGCAGACCUAAGCAACCCCACCAAGUCCUUGGAAUUAUAUCGGCAGUGGACAGACCGCAUCAUGGAGGAGUUCUUCCAGCAGGGAGACAAAGAGCGGGAGAGGGGAAUGGAGAUUAGCCCAAUGUGUGAUAAGCACACAGCUUCUGUGGAAAAAUCCCAGGUUGGUUUCAUUGACUACAUUGUCCAUCCACUCUGGGAGACCUGGGCAGAUCUGGUGCAGCCUGAUGCCCAGGACAUUCUGGACACGUUAGAAGAUAAUAGAAACUGGUAUCAGAGCAUGAUACCACAGAGUCCCUCCCCACCACUGGACGAGCAGAACAGAGACUGUCAGGGUCUGAUGGAGAAGUUUCAAUUUGAACUGACCCUUGAAGAGGAGGAUUCCGAAGGCCCAGAAAAAGACGGAGAGGGUCACGACUAUUUCAGCAGCCCAAAGACACUUUGUGUGAUUGAUCCUGAACAUAGGGAUUCACUAGGAGGGACUGAUGUAGACAUUGUGACAGAAGACAAGUCCCCUAUCGACACAUAAUUGCCUUCUCCGUGUGGAGAUGAACAUUCCACCUUUGACAAGCAUGCCAGCUGUAUGGUAGGGCCAGCCCAUCACAGGGGCCUGGGCCUGCACGGGACAAGGGCCAUGUGGCCUUUCCAGUUACUUGAGUUUGGAGCCAGAAUGCGAGACCAUGAAGCAGAUAGCAGUUCAGAAAAUUCCACGGCUGACUUGCCUUGCCUGCAAGCUUAGUGGAGAGCUGAAGCUUUAUCUGGUACUGGAGGCCAAGAUCAGAUCCUGAGUAAAUGGCUUGAAAAUAGAAGACACAAAACUGAGAGAUUUUUCUGCACUAAGUUUUGGGAAUCUGUCCCCUCUAGUGACUGAACUGACUGAUUAAUAACUUCAUUUAUAAAUCUGCUCACCUGUCCCCUUGUCUGCCAACCUGUGUGCCUUUUUUGUAAAACAUUUUCACGU
Molecule: messenger RNA, 2646 nt
Organism: Puma concolor (puma)
Lineage: Eukaryota; Metazoa; Chordata; Mammalia; Carnivora; Felidae
Source: RefSeq, a predicted model, not a curated record